UUCUAUUAGGUAAAGUAUAAGCAAAUGUAAUGAUUAUUCUGUUAGGUAAAGUAUAAGCAAAUGUAAUGAUUAAGUUAUAAAUAGAUCAGGAAAUCACAGGAGUAAUUCUUUAGUUUUCAUGUACAGGUAUACCCCGCUCAUACAGCGGGUUAGGGACCGGAGCCCCGCUGUAAAGUGGAAACCGCCUUAAAGUGAAACAAGGCAGUUUAAGCUUUCUUUUCACUUGCCAGUGUGUUUAAAACCUUGAAAACAUGUUUGAACUAACAUAUAUUAGGGGUGCAAUAGUACUAAGUUUAGUUUAACACUAACACAGCAUAGUAUUCAAAUAGUAUUCAAUAAACUGUACUGUACCUGUAAAAUAGUGACAAUUACUGUAGUAAAAUUUUCCAGACUAUAGCACUGUGACACUGUAAUGCUGUAAACAGAGUGAACUGCGUAUAACAAAAUAGUGCCAGUCACUUUUCUCACAAUCUCACAAAGAUUACAGCACUGUUUCAAAAUCCUUGGAGGUUGAACUUCAGCUCCACAAAGCGCUGUAUUAGCGAAGCGCUGUAAAGUGAAGCGCUGUAAAGUGAGGUAUACCUGUAUUAUCUACUGUUUUAAAUUAACAAUAUUGAACUAUUUAAAGCUCCACUCUACACAACAAAAAUGUGACAUCCACAACCUCCAUGGGGAAGUUCUCUUUAAACAAGAAGAAGGAGCCAGCAAUCAUUAAAGAUCUACACAUUGCUAUACAAUGGGUUGUCAAGAAUGAGGCACUGUUCUGUGGGCGCAUAACCAUGCCAAGUUAUGUGUCAAUGGAUGAAGAUGACCGCCAGAAGCCCAUAGAUAACGUGAUGCAAAGAGAAGAACCAGAAGCAAGGGAGCCAUUCCUCUUUGUAUUUCAGCACAGAGAAGAUAUGGAGUUGUUUUUGCAGGCAUGUCUUGACCAACAGGGCCUCCAAGUUAAUGCCAUGUUCAACAAAUGACUGAUGGACAAGGGGUGGUGGUGUGUUUCUGUUUAAAUUAUUGAUAAUAAUAAAAAAAUAAGAUAAUUAACACCA
This is a messenger RNA of Bombina bombina (fire-bellied toad), 1043 nucleotides long. Its product is annotated as structural maintenance of chromosomes protein 5-like. The record is from RefSeq and is a predicted model, not a curated record. The transcript is spliced from 2 exons. Lineage: Eukaryota; Metazoa; Chordata; Amphibia; Anura; Bombinatoridae. The coding region runs from base 669 to 968 and encodes 99 amino acids.